GCUGCGUCCGAGUCGGCAUCAAAGGAUCGUAUUGUGAGGUAGCAAAUGAGCCUGUGAGCGAAAUAGGGACUGUACGCUGAGACGAGCCUCCAAUUUCCGCCAGACAGCGUGACGAUGCAAACCGCAACGCUCAACGGCCCAUUGCAGGCCGGUAACCCUUGCCCAGAGGCAAGCCUCGGGCCGCAGCGCACAGGUAGAAAUGCAGGCCGGGGGUACGGCUUGAUAACCCGUAGUGGCAUGGCCCGCCGCGACACCCUAAAUCAACGGCCGAGUUUGUGCCUGGAGAUUCCACCAGGCCCGCUGGCACCUCCAAGCCCUUGCGCCUUUCCCCCCGACCACGACGUCUCUCCGUUCAGUGGAAGCCCCUUCGGCUGGCUGUGCCUCAGUUCCUGCACCUCCCCGGUCAUGCCAUCGGUUCCCGCAAGCAAGAAGGGACGUGGGACGAAGAAGAAGGUGGCCCGCAAAGUUGACGACCCUGCACAGGCUGAAGUUAGCCAAGGAGGACCAGAUGCUGGUGUCGAGUCCGAACCCCGUCCGCGUCGGUCAGCCCGAAAUCUCGAUCCUGAACUGCAAGAGCUCGCCAAAGACUUAAGGAGCGAACAGCGAGCUCAGCAGAACGCAUUCGAGCAAGCCCGCGAGCACGAGAUUGCGAAUCCUACGAUUACGCAACCACGCUCUGCCAAAGCGCAGGCAUACAAAGACCGAGGUAUUCACAUGUUUUUGCUGGCUUCAUCCCGAACUCAUAUUGAUCUUCAUCCAGUCUGGCUGCCGAGUGGUAAGAAGCGCGAGCGGAAAGACUCUGAAGUUGCUGCCUCCUCUGCAGCGAGUGCUGUCAAGCGUGGGCGUGUGACCGACACGGAGGGUAGGUGCUUACCUCUGAUAAUCGUACACCCUACUGUCAUGCCUAGCUUUCGCAGCAACACCGUCGCACGAGGCGGCCCCUGAUUAUAGCCAGGGUUUGGGCAACACUCCCGAUCGAAUGCCAGG
Messenger RNA from Fomitopsis serialis, 987 nucleotides. RefSeq lists its product as uncharacterized. The record is from RefSeq and is a predicted model, not a curated record. Lineage: Eukaryota; Fungi; Basidiomycota; Agaricomycetes; Polyporales; Fomitopsidaceae. The coding region runs from base 115 to 945 and encodes 276 amino acids. The transcript has 3 exons.